This is a messenger RNA of Lotus japonicus, 898 nucleotides long. RefSeq names its product chalcone--flavanone isomerase 1. The record is from RefSeq and is a predicted model, not a curated record. Lineage: Eukaryota; Viridiplantae; Streptophyta; Magnoliopsida; Fabales; Fabaceae. Gene Ontology annotation, molecular function: chalcone isomerase activity. The transcript has 4 exons. The coding region runs from base 89 to 769 and encodes 226 amino acids. Gene Ontology annotation, biological process: flavonoid biosynthetic process.
UCUACUUGAAUCAUUUCAAGCCACAUCAAAAACCAACCACAUCCUUAAGAAAGUGUGUUGUUGAGUAUUGUGGUCUGAGUGAGGGACUAUGGCACCAGCAAAAGGAUCAUCCCUCACCCCAAUCCAGGUGGAGAACCUUCAAUUUCCUGCGUCUGUCACCUCUCCAGCCACCGCCAAGUCUUAUUUCCUCGGUGGUGCAGGGGAGAGAGGGUUGACGAUUGAGGGGAAGUUCAUAAAAUUCACUGGCAUAGGAGUGUAUUUGGAAGAUACAGCAGUGGAUUCACUCGCCACCAAGUGGAAGGGUAAGAGCUCACAAGAGUUGCAGGACUCCCUUGACUUCUUCAGAGACAUCAUUUCAAGUCCCUCUGAGAAGUUAAUUCGAGGGUCCAAGCUGAGGCCAUUGAGUGGCGUGGAGUAUUCAAGAAAGGUGAUGGAGAAUUGUGUGGCACACAUGAAGUCUGCUGGAACUUAUGGUGAAGCAGAGGCCACAGCCAUUGAAAAAUUUGCAGAAGCCUUCAGGAAGGUGGAUUUUCCACCAGGUUCCUCUGUUUUCUACCGACAAUCAACAGAUGGAAAAUUAGGGCUUAGUUUCUCUUUGGAUGACACGAUACCAGAAGAAGAGGCUGUAGUUAUAGAGAACAAGGCACUCUCAGAGGCAGUGUUAGAGACCAUGAUUGGCGAGCAUGCUGUUUCCCCUGAUUUGAAGCGUUGUUUGGCUGAAAGGUUGCCUAUUGUGAUGAACCAGGGUCUUCUCCUCACUGGAAACUGACAAGAUUGAAAAGUUUUGGCUGCUGCAAAAGAUAAAGAACUUAAGCUUUUUGAAAUAUCGAAGCUUAAUUUGUUUGUGUAUCUUUUACCUUCCUAUCAAUAAAGUGAUCAAAGUGUGCUAUAUUUUCUA